This is a messenger RNA of Cladocopium goreaui, 1923 nucleotides long. The record is from the annotation of a GenBank genome assembly. Lineage: Eukaryota; Dinophyceae; Suessiales; Symbiodiniaceae.
AUGCCGCCAAAGAAGAAGGCAUCCAGGGCCACGGCAAACCGGAAGUUAGAAAGGCCGAGGAAGGCCUUGAAGGAAGCUUUGGAAGCAUUUCGGGAAGCUGCUGGCAAUUCGGAAACAGUGGCCACUGCAAUCUGGAACCUCCUGACGGCUGAUGAGAAAGAAAGCUUGCAGGUGCACGUUCCGGAAGCAGAUCGUGGUGGCUCUGCCAAGGUUAUUCAAAAAGUUUCAGAAUUAGCAAAAGGGUCCACAGUAGCAUCAACAGAUGCCAAAAGUUUUUUGGCUGCUGCUGGGCGUGAUGUGUUUCGAAAGAAACGCAUUGCUGAAAGAUCAUUGAAGCUCAAAUUUUCACAAAGAGUGUGGGCUAAAGCCUGCGCCAACCGGGUUGGCUCAAUCAAAAAAGGGCGCCCAAACAUUGUCAACGACCCCAAAGUCACCAAACAGGUUCGGGAAUUCCUGGUCGCCAACUCCCUCCUCUGCUCUCAUUAUCGCAAGAUUCGCGGUGAGCUCAUCCAGUGUCGAGCGCUAUCCCGGUCCAAGACCAAGCUCUGGAAAUUGCACAAAGAAAUGCAAGACUUAAUGAGCUUGAGUUCUUGGCUUCGGCACUUGAAAGCAGAACAUCCCCAUUUCAGCAAAUUUAAGAAGAAGGUCGACAUGUGCCCUGUGUGCCACAAGUACGACAAGCUCGUAGUUCCUCGUGUGGAAAAGAGCAUCGAAUCUGCCUUGCGCAGUGUGCAAACUGUGGAACAAGGGUACUUUGCGAAGCUUGAUGAAUUCUGGAGCUCAAUGACCGCGGCUGGCAAAACCGACCCAGAUGGAAAGAGCAGCCUACAGUUUGUACGUGGAGCCAUCCAAUACAUUGAUAAAAACAUGGCCAACAGGAGAGGCAAGCGCACUCCUGAUGUGCCAGGUGCGCGGAAACACCUCUUUGAUCUGCGAGAAUCAGAGCUGAAGGCUUUGAAUGAUCUGAAGAGUGUGCUGUCGCUUCUUGAAUCCUGCGAGCACCAUUUCCACAGUUUUCGAAGGCAGCACAAUUGCAGAGAAAAGAUGGAGGAGGACCUCCCGCCUGACAGCGUGAUCAUCCAGUUGGAUUAUGCUGAAAACCUGACGCUGCCCUUGGGACCUGUGGAGGAGCAAUCUUGGUUUUGGGCCACGGCCCGCUUGAGCUUCUCAACCCUGGGACUGUAUGCCUAUGCCUUUGUUGCUACUGCAGUGGACAUCUUGCAAACGCACCCGCAAAUUACUGCUGUGUAUUUCAAUUUCUUUGGUGAGCAUCAUGGCAAGGGACGGAAUGAUGGGCAGUUUGGCUUACAACGCCUUUGGCUAGAAGCAUAUUCAGCACGUCAUGUAGUUUCUUCGGCCGACGCUCUUCUGACUGCCUUGCGGGAAGGAGCCCGGGAAACAAUGCUCAGUGAUCCACCGCCUGUCGGCCCUCAGUAUGAAAUAGCGCAUUUUCACCCAAGCAAACCCAAAACUUUUCUGUACCUAGACGCAGCUUCUAUGGACUUGAAAAUCGACUACACCUAUUGCCUUGGCUUUUUCAGAAGCACUGUUUCACAUGUUCCAGCCCGGCUGGUGAACUACAUCUACUCAGAUCGCAUUGCCUUGGUGGAUGGAGGCCAAAACCUUGGAAAGGCGAUAGUGGUGGACCGCGUUUGUCAGGAUGUUCAUUGGAGGGUUUCGUACAGGAAGGAUGAGCCGGAGAAAGAAGCUCUACCAGAAGCUUUGCUGCAGAGACGCUUCCAAGCGCAGAAGCAUGUGAAAAUAGGUAUCACAGGCCGGCGGCAGAGUGAAAUCCAGAAGUUAUUGGCAGAUGAGAAGCAGCGGGCAAAACGUUCCCAGAAAGCCCGACGAGAACGCUUGGCAUUCAAGUCUGAUGACUCUUCUAGCUCUGCCAGUGACAGUUCUGAUUCUUCGAGCUCGUGA